AUGGCCGACAUUACUGCUUCUUCUCCUAAACAAUCACCCCGGUCUCCCACUUCGCAAAAGUCGAAUGCAAGUCGCGAGGUAGUAGAAGCAGCGGGUCUUCACGAUGCUGACCAUUGGGCAAAUCUAGCUCAAGAACCUCAUGAUGAAGAUACUGAUUCAUCGCUUGGCAGUGAUGCUGGAUCGUCGACGGCAUCUAUGAACUCUAGUAUACUUAACUACCGCACUAUCAAAGGGAGGACUUACCAUUCGGAGAGAGGUAACGCGGAAUAUUGGGCAUCCAACGACGACCAGCAAAACGAAGCCAUUGACAUUAUCCAUCACUACCUCCUUUUGGCCCUCGAUGGAAAGCUUCACUUAGCUCCAGUGGGGGAUGAUGCCAAGUCUGUACUCGAUGUAGGCACAGGAACAGGAAUCUGGGCAAUCGACUUUGCGGAUGAGCAUCCGAACGCCGAACAAGUUAUAGGAACUGACAUUUCUCCUAUUCAACCUAGUUGGGUGCCCCCAAACGUCAAGUUUGAGAUCGAGGACUGUACUCAACCAUGGACCUUCUCUCCCAACACCUUCGACUUUAUCCACAUGCGAUAUCUAUAUGGUUCGAUUGGUGACUGGGGAGCUCUAUUCCAAGAAGCAUACCGCGCUUGUAAACCAGGUGGCUGGGUCGAGAGCUUUGAGGCAUCCCCUCGCUUAGAGAGCGACGAUGGUAGUGUCCAAGAAGGUAGCGCCAUGGGUGAAUGGGGCAAGUUCUUUAUUGAAGGUGGGAGGAAGAUGGGGAGGACAUUCACCAUCAUCGACGACGACCUUCAAAAGCUGGGCAUGGAGGAAGCAGGCUUUGUUGAUAUUGUUACUUGGGACUACAAGGCUCCUGUUGGCGCUUGGCCCAAAGACCCCAAGCUGCAAGAGGUUGGCAAAUUUGGGCACGCUGCGAUGGACCAGGACUUGGAAGGGUUUGUGCUUUACAUGGCAAGUUUCGUGCUGGGUUGGUCGAAGGAGCAGGUGACGGUGUAUUGCUCUCAGCUACGACGCGAGUUGCGUAACCUGAGACAUCAUCCAUAUUGUCGAUUGAGGAUUGUAUAUGGGAGGAAGCCUGAGUAG
Molecule: messenger RNA, 1092 nt
Organism: Fusarium pseudograminearum CS3096
Lineage: Eukaryota; Fungi; Ascomycota; Sordariomycetes; Hypocreales; Nectriaceae
Exons: 9
Coding region: 1-1092 (363 amino acids)
Molecular function (GO): methyltransferase activity
Source: RefSeq, a predicted model, not a curated record